CACGGAGCCUCCGGAAGCGCAAAGUCCGGCCGGCCAUGAGCCAUGACAUCGGCCGUGAUGUUUCUGGCUCCAUACAGCGCAGCCUGCCAAAUCGAACUUUGUCGAACACUGUUGUCUGACACUUCUUUGAACAUAACUCCUACAUAGUAGUCCAGAGCGAAGGGCACGACUGUACUAGCAUCCUCUACCUGCUCUGGACACCGACUGCAGUGCUCCCCGCGGCUCCAGCUCAAUCAAAGCAACCUGAGCAGAAGUGUGUUGUGUCCGCUUCAAAACACAACCCGCAACAAUACAGCAUUGCACUGCAGGAGAAGCGCACAGUACAUAGCAUGCAGUCCCUACCGGCGCGCAGUGCGCAAACACACAUCCAGACUCUAGCUGCUGCUCUCGAGCAGCUUUUUCACUCUCCUCGUGGCAUGUCAUCGUUGCCAGUGCACGCACGGCGAGCAUUGCAUCAGCAGCUCCAAUCCCACCGAGCAAACCUGUCGCGCCAGCAGAGAACGCUUCGGACAACUACUAGCACACCUGCCACGAGAUCGAUAUGCCAGUCCUCUCAGAGGGUGUCUACUUCGACCAAUUCUAAUUCCAAUUCUCUCCGAGCCUAUUCCGGCCGCUCUCAAACUCGACAAUUCACAUCCUCUUCCACCACAAGUCCCUUUUCACAAGUUCUUCGACAACGGCGCCGAACACCUACUUCGACCAACAAGAGCGGCGGAUCUCGUGGCAGCAAUGGGAAUGGCAACAGUCGUCGGUCCUACUCCUCAUCGUCCAGCAGCGGAUCUGGAUCUGCCUCCGAAGAGAAACUCAGCUUCUCCCAACGCAUGAAAAAAUUGUCCCGCGAAUACGGCUGGUCCGCACUAGGUGUCUACUUGAUGCUAACGGCACUCGAUUUCCCAUUUUGCUUUCUUGCCGUGCGCUGGCUGGGAACCGACCGCAUCGGCCAUUGGGAACACGUGGUAGUAUCCUACGUCAAGGGGCUGCUGAAGUGGCCGGUGGCGUCACAGGCCGAGAUUGAUGAUGCCGUUGAAAAGGCGGACAAAGAGGCUGUUGAAAAGGCGACAAAUAAAAAAGUCCUCGAGGAAGAGAAACAGAGUCUAGAUGGUGUCAGUGAUCAUGGUUACAAGGAGGCGGAAAAGGCGAAUUCGGGGGCUAAUGCGAGUAUAUGGACUCAAUUGGCUCUUGCGUACGCCAUUCACAAGUCCUUUAUUUUUAUUCGGGUCCCUUUGACCGCGGCGAUUACUCCGAAGGUGGUAAAGACGCUUCGGUCUUGGGGUUGGAAUAUUGGCAAAAGGCCCAAGAGUAGCGGCAGCGGCAGCAAAGCUGUUUCGUCGCCUUCUUCUCAAUCCGUUGGUGUCAAUACGAAAGGCUCGAAAGUGAGGCCAGAAGACUAAGCAUGAAUCUCCAAAAAGCGGCAUUGCUACAUAGGUUUCUUGGAACGCUGUGCCGAGAGAAGAGCAUAAAUUAUAUGGCUGAUCAGGAGGCUAUAAUAUAAAGAAAAUACAGGAACUGUCCAAACUGGGGCACGUCUCAUCUCAUAUCAUCUCGCUUUCGGCGGGCAGGAUGGGCAUAGGAACUUUGUCUUACUUUGUGUGUUGAUACAAUGUGGAGAUUCUGUCUUAUAUACUCCUCGAUUUCUGACUCUAGGGUGUCCUUUCUCCGGUCCGUCGAGUGCACAUGUGCAUCCUAAUCAGCAUUGCCCAGAACUGUCGUAGCCGACGGAUGAGCGUUCCAAUGUUGGGCAUGACCAUGUCUUCCAGAGGUUUAUCAGAUUCAGCUUUGUGGGGUGCCUUCGGUGGAGAAGCAGCGCAGGAGAAAGAUUGCCUCCCAGCCAUAGACGGUAUGUUAUGCAUCAACCCUGCAAUUUUUUCC
This is a messenger RNA of Exophiala dermatitidis NIH/UT8656, 1869 nucleotides long. Its product is annotated as peptide alpha-N-acetyltransferase. The coding region runs from base 330 to 1391 and encodes 353 amino acids. The record is from RefSeq and is a predicted model, not a curated record. Gene Ontology annotation, cellular component: mitochondrion. Lineage: Eukaryota; Fungi; Ascomycota; Eurotiomycetes; Chaetothyriales; Herpotrichiellaceae. The transcript is spliced from 2 exons.